GUUGGGGUUCUGCAGUUGUUACUGCAGUCCGGGGCUGACAUAGAUUUGACUGAUGGUGAAGGCAAGACACCCCUUGCUGCGGCAGCCAGUUGUGGCUUUGUGGAGCCUGUACGUUUGCUGUUAGAUGCUUCUGCAAAUGUGCUUUCUGCAGAUCGGUACGGCGACACAGCCCUAAUUGGAGCAUCUCGCGUGGGCCAUUCCGAAAUAGUCAGUUUGCUUCUGGAUGCUGGGGCUGACCGGAGCGUUGCUAACAACAAUGGUGCUGCAGCUCUUCAUGUGGCAUCGAUUGGAGGCCAUGAGGAGGUUGUUGGCUUGUUGUUGCCGGUUGGCAUCGAUCUUUUCGACAGAUAUGGCAAGACUGCCCUUCACUGGGGGGCACACGCUGGUCACGAUGGAGUCGUGCGUUUGUUGUUGCGCGCGGGUGGUGAUGUAAGCAAGGUUGACAAUCGAGGCAAGACUGCGUUCCUGGAGGCAUCUUCCCGAGGAUGGUCCAGGACAGCACAGCUGCUGUUGCCAAUGGUGUGUGACAAGGACCUGGCAGAUAAUUUUGGCAGGACAGCUCUUCAUUGGGCUGCAUUUCAAGGUGACCAGGAGCUGGCAUGCAUGUUGUUGACAGCACAAGCUGACGCGAAUUUGAGGGACUUGGGUGGCGCAACAGCCCUGCAUGUCGCAGCUUUGCGAGGCCGUAUUGAAGUCAUGCGUUGGCUUCUGCUUGCAGGCGGUGACGCGAACUUGGCUGACUGCAACGGAAGGACGCCUCUUUUUACGGCAUCUAAAUUGGGACAUUCCGACACUGCAAGCUUACUCUUGGAGGCGCGAGCUUCAACUGACUUUGCUGACGAAGACGGUGGGACAGCUCUGCAAUGGGCAUCCUUCGCUGGCCAUGAGAAU
Molecule: messenger RNA, 891 nt
Organism: Symbiodinium pilosum
Lineage: Eukaryota; Dinophyceae; Suessiales; Symbiodiniaceae
Source: the annotation of a GenBank genome assembly